UCCCUCUCUUUUCUCGGCAGCCUCUCUCAUCUUUUCCCACAGCAGAAGAGUAUCUGUCGCACACUGAUCCUCACGAUGGGUGAUAAAGGCACAAGGGUUUUUAAGAAGGCUAGUCCAAAUGGAAAGUUAACUGUAUACCUUGGUAAGAGGGAUUUCGUCGACCAUGUGGAUCUUGUGGAACCUGUCGAUGGUGUGGUUUUAAUUGAUCCAGAGUACUUAAAAGAGAGAAAAGUUUUUGUGACUUUGACGUGUGCUUUCCGCUAUGGACGGGAGGACUUGGACGUUCUUGGCUUGACGUUUCGCAAAGACCUCUUUGUGGCCAACAUCCAGGCAUUUCCUCCUGUGCCUGAAGAGAAAAAGAGCUUGACACGUCUACAAGAGCGACUGAUAAAGAAACUUGGAGAACAUGCUUACCCCUUCACCUUUGAGAUCCCUCCGAACUUACCCUGCUCUGUCACGUUACAACCAGGGCCAGAAGAUACAGGAAAGGCCUGCGGGGUUGACUUUGAAGUGAAAGCCUUCUGUGCAGAAAACGUUGAAGAAAAAAUCCACAAAAGGAAUUCAGUGCGUCUUGUCAUCAGAAAAGUGCAGUAUGCUCCAGAGAAGCCGGGCCCACAGCCAAUGGCUGAAACCACAAGGCAGUUUCUCAUGUCAGAUAAACCUUUACACCUGGAGGCCUCACUUGACAAAGAGAUUUACUAUCAUGGUGAACCAAUCAGUGUCAACGUCCAUGUCACAAACAACACAAACAAGACAGUAAAAAAAAUGAAGAUUUCAGUGCGUCAAUAUGCUGAUAUCUGCCUCUUCAACACUGCCCAGUACAAGUGUCCCGUGGCCACAGAGGAAACAGAUGAUAUUGUGGCCCCCAGUGCUACAUUUUGUAAAGUAUACACUCUCACGCCUUUCCUUGUGAAUAACCGAGAGAAACGCGGCUUGGCUCUGGAUGGCAAACUCAAACAUGAAGACACAAAUUUAGCCUCCAGUACACUGUUAAGAGAGGGAGCUAAUAAGGAAAUUCUGGGCAUCAUUGUUUCUUAUAAGGUGAAAGUGAAACUUGUGGUGUCUCGUGGAGGGCUGCUUGGAGAUCUUGCCUCAAGUGAUGUUGCCGUUGAGCUACCCUUUACAUUAAUGCAUCCCAAACCACUGGAGGAAUCAAUCUACAGAGAUGCUCCAGAAAAUGAUGCCCCCAUUGACACAAACCUUAUUGAAUUUGACACAAAUGAUGAUGACAUCAUCUUCGAAGACUUUGCCCGACAACGACUGACCGGGGCAAAUGACGACAAAGACGAAGAUGAGGAGGGUGCUGAUUCGCCCAAACUGAAUGACAGAUAGAUUGCAGAUAAGAGUUUCCUGUGUUGUGACGAUACAUGAGACCCUUUUGAGAUAACCAGGAGAAAUGGGACACCCUUUAACACACUCACAGUGGUGCAGUUGUUGUGUUCUUGUUCACAUUUGUCUCUUCCAUCCUGCAAGGGUGUACAGUAAAAACUUAAGUGUAGAAAAUGUGACGUUGUCGUCAAAGCGAUUAGAAGGUGAGGCUUUAGUUGAUAGGCUGGCCACUGAGUGCCUCGGGUAUUUGAAGGUCUUUUAGGGUUGUGGCAAUGGCUUCACAUCUUAGCUAAAUCAAACGUCAGUGGUAGCAUGCCUUUGUUGUUGCUAGGUUUUAUAGGUUUUUCCUGGGCCGUGAUUUAGUUUUGAACCAUAUUUAAUGUAAGGAAUUUCUUGUUUCAAUUACUGUUAAUGGAACUGUAUUCAGUAUUAAAUUUUUUUAAUUUUCAAUUUUUUUUUUAUAAAA
Messenger RNA from Carassius auratus (goldfish), 1795 nucleotides. RefSeq names its product arrestin, beta 1 (gene arrb1). Gene Ontology annotation, biological process: G protein-coupled receptor internalization; signal transduction; negative regulation of Notch signaling pathway. Lineage: Eukaryota; Metazoa; Chordata; Actinopteri; Cypriniformes; Cyprinidae. The transcript is spliced from 16 exons. Bases 76 to 1332 code for a protein of 418 amino acids. Gene Ontology annotation, cellular component: cytoplasm. The record is from RefSeq and is a predicted model, not a curated record. Gene Ontology annotation, molecular function: G protein-coupled receptor binding.